AUGCCAGCCCUAUAUGCAGCGCUAGCCCCAGGUGCGGCAACGGCCCCGCAACUGGCCCGGCGGGACCUGACAGUCAACCACACUCAAGCGAUCACCUUGGGGAUCAUGGCAGUGUAUGUCGUGGUCAUCGCGCUACUAUGGAACAUUCCUUAUAUCCGAUGGGUGUUGUGGCCCUUCAAGAUGCUGGUGAUUGCAUUCCAUGAAUUCGGCCAUGCGAUUACUGCCUGCUGUACCGGCGGAAGAGUCAAAUCGAUCUCACUAGAUCCUCACGAAGGUGGUGUCACCCACAUGCAAGGCGGUAUAAGCGCCAUCACACUGCCUGCUGGGUACCUGGGCUCAUCCAUUAUUGGCGCCUUGUUGAUUUUCGCCGGGUUUAAUAUUGUCGCCAGCAAGGUUGCGAGCAUCGUCCUCGGGGUGUGUUUCCUGCUCACCCUCUGGUGGGCGCGCAGAGACUGGUUGACCAUUAUCACCGUUCUUCUUGCGGUCGGGUUGUUGGUGGCAUGCUGGUUCAUUGCCCAUGGGGAAGCCCUGCGCUGGGUCGUGCUAUUCAUCGGUGUCAUGUCUGCCUUGUAUAGUGUCUGGGAUAUUUGUGACGAUCUCAUCCUUCGCAAGGUGAACAGCUCCGAUGCCAGCGUUUUCGCCAAGCGAUACGGCGGAUCCUCCCAAUGCUGGGGUGUUAUCUGGUCCCUCAUCUCCCUCGGAUUCAUGGCCGUCGGUAUCAUUGGUGGAAUCGCAGCAUUCCCCGAAUCAUUCAGCCAGCAACAAGAGGAUUCAAAGCAUUUCAUUCCGACUCGCUAG
Messenger RNA from Penicillium paradoxum, 798 nucleotides. RefSeq names its product M50 family metallopeptidase. Bases 1 to 798 code for a protein of 265 amino acids. Lineage: Eukaryota; Fungi; Ascomycota; Eurotiomycetes; Eurotiales; Aspergillaceae. The record is from RefSeq and is a predicted model, not a curated record. The transcript is spliced from 4 exons.